Anthonomus grandis grandis is the source of this 1322-nucleotide messenger RNA. RefSeq names its product lipase 3-like. Lineage: Eukaryota; Metazoa; Arthropoda; Insecta; Coleoptera; Curculionidae. Gene Ontology annotation, molecular function: hydrolase activity, acting on ester bonds. The coding region runs from base 71 to 1309 and encodes 412 amino acids. The record is from RefSeq and is a predicted model, not a curated record. The transcript has 6 exons. Gene Ontology annotation, biological process: lipid metabolic process.
CAUUUUUUAUUCCAGCACGAUUUUUCUUAUUGAGAGUACUCAGGUAUUGCAUAAGUCAAAUCGGAGAGUCAUGAGCGGGCUUUUUGUUAUUUUUGCAUUGGCUCUAGUAAGCUCCCAUGGAGCUUCUAUCCCAAAGACUCAGGAGCAAGUUGUGGAAGAAUUUUUGUACGAGGUUGAUAAGCUCGGCGAUACUGGGAACUAUACUAUGGAGUUCCUUGUCGAAUCUAAUGGAUACCCAGUGGAAGUACACAAAGUAACUACUUCAGAUGGUUAUAUUCUUACGAUGUAUAGAAUACCAAAAAGCCCUUAUACAGGCAAGAGUAACGGCAAAGUGGCUUUUCUGCAGCAUGGUAUCCUCUCUUCUUCCGCUGAUUGGUGCGUUUUGGGAGCAGGAAAAGCCCUCGCUUUUAAGCUUUCAGACCAGGGUUAUGACAUAUGGUUAGGAAACGCGAGGGGUAACAUCUGGAGUCGUGAACAUACUUCCCUUACCACCAAAGAUUCAGAGUACUGGGCGUUUUCUUGGCAUCAAAUCGGUGCGAUUGACUUACCCGCUAUGAUCGAUUAUGUUUUGGAACAAACUGGAGUUGAAAAGGUUUACUAUGUGGGACACUCCCAAGGAACGACUGUCUACUAUGUAAUGACUUCAAUGUAUCCAGAAUAUAAUGAUAAAAUUGUUGUUGGCGCUAGUUUGGCACCAAUUGGCUUUGUUAAACAUAUGACUAGCCCCUUAUUUCAGCUCAUGGCCUUUUGGAGUGGUACAUUAGAUAGUCUCUUUUCCAUAAUUGGCUUAAACGAAUUCGCACCCACCAACGACUUUUUCCGCAACAUCGUGGGCGAUGUCAUGUGUAAAGAAGAUUCAGUAACUCAACUGUUGUGUACCAACGCCUUGUUUGCCAUUUGUGGCUUUAGUAGGAAUCAAAUGAACACAACUCUUCUUCCCUUAUUGACACAUUAUAGUCCUGGUGGAGCUUCCGUUAAACAAUUUGUACAUUUUGGACAAGAAAUUCGCUCGGGUUACUUUCGUCAGUACGACCUUGGCACAUCUGGUAAUAGGAAGCAGUAUGGUAGCAGAUCACCGCCAAGCUACGACUUAACAAAAAUUACCGCUCCAACUUUCCUGUUCUACAGUAAAAACGAUUGGUUAUCUGCGGAAAAGGAUGUUAAUAAUCUUUGUACGGGCAUGGGCAGUAGCUGCAAAGGAAAGGUUUUAAUGAGCGAUUUCGCAUUUAACCACAUAGAUUACUUGUUUGGCAUAGAUGCACCUGCUUUAGUUUAUAAUAAGGUUAUAAGUGUAUUUGCGAGAUAUUAAAUAUUCAAUUUUU